AUGAACCACUACGAUCCUGAAAAGUAUAAACGCAAUCCCGAAGCUCAGCGCGCAGCAGCGAAGCGAUACUAUCAAAAGAAUCAUGAAAAGAGACUGAGGAAGCAGAAAGAAUACGAUGACAAUCAUCGUGCUGAACUCAACAAGAAACAUCGGGAGAACUAUGCCAAACUCAAAUCACAAGACUAA
Plasmopara halstedii is the source of this 186-nucleotide messenger RNA. RefSeq lists its product as uncharacterized. The transcript has 2 exons. The record is from RefSeq and is a predicted model, not a curated record. Bases 1 to 186 code for a protein of 61 amino acids. NCBI's taxonomy places the organism in Eukaryota, Oomycota, Peronosporomycetes, Peronosporales, Peronosporaceae.